AUGGCCGACAACGACGCCCAGCACGAGCAGCACACCUUCGAGUCCACCGAUGCCGGUGCCUCCACCACCUACCCCAUGCAGUGUUCUGCCCUGAGAAAGAACGGCCACGUCGUUAUCAAGGGCCGUCCCUGCAAGAUCGUCGACAUGUCGACCUCCAAGACCGGCAAGCACGGUCACGCCAAGGUCCACUUGGUCGCCAUUGACAUCUUCACCGGCAAGAAGCUCGAGGAUCUGUCUCCCUCCACCCACAACAUGGACGUCCCCAACGUCUCCCGUCGCGAGUACCAGCUCGAGUGCGCCAUUGAGGCCAAGGAGGCUCCCAAGUCCGGUUAA
Aureobasidium musti is the source of this 333-nucleotide messenger RNA. Lineage: Eukaryota; Fungi; Ascomycota; Dothideomycetes; Dothideales; Saccotheciaceae. The record is from the annotation of a GenBank genome assembly.